AUGGUGGAGAUACUCCUUUAUUUGUAUAGGUAUAGCCUUGGUGUUGAAAGCUCUGACCCGUGGAAUCAUACCCACAUUCCCUUCAAAACGGCGUCCUUCAAAGGUUCUUGGACCCGGGAUCCUGGGGACGUGGUUGAACAGAACCGGUUGUUCUCACGCAAGUCCAACCUUGGGAAGAACAAGUCCGAGUGGCAGCGCCAGUGCGUCCCCGGCCCCUCGUCUUCGUCCUUCCCUUCAAUUCUUCGUCCACCCGCCGUUCGUCUCGCCAACCCCGUCAAUCACGUCCCGAGAAUUACUCCAAUCUCUAUUCCUCCAUACCAAUCCGACGAAAAUCUUCCUCUCGGCCCCCAGUCUCCUCUACUCAGCGUUCCCGAGCGCCGACGCAGUCGCCUCACUCCCUCCCCCUCCCCGUCCAGUCUUCUCGUCGAGCGCAGCCAAGGCGAGACCGAGAGUGGCCGUACGAGUAUCGCUUUACCUCCUCGCCAUCGGAAGAGUGAACACCUGUCCCCGACAGAGAUGGCCGCAGCAUUUGCAGGCAGUGCGGCCCGGGAUAUAGAGAAUCUGCGGCCUCCGGAGGAGGUCCAUUUGGCUUCCGAUGGAACACGCCGAGAUGCUCAACAACCCCGACAUGUCCAGUCCCAAACCUCCUUACGGUCGCAAUCCCAAAUCGCCACUGUCCCCUCCAAUACAGGUCAACAGGCUCCGGCAGAUGUCGCCGAGGAACUGGCCUGGGGUCCCGCCCACCCCUGUUAUCCUCAUUUCAACCCCCAUGUCCCGAUCGGUUCGCCAGAAUACCUCACAACGCGAGUCAUUCGUAUUCGACGCGAUUGGAUGGUCAAAGGAGACCUGGCACCGACAUUCUCAAACCUAUACCCAGAGAUCUUGGACCCGUUACUAUCGGAGCAGGAGUUCCGCCAAAUCGUCUCGACAGUCAACAAUGGCGUUGUCAAGGCAUUCGACCCCUAUAGCCUGCGCAACUGGGUGGAUGGGGUCAUUGGUCUCUUGACCGGCUGGGUUUGGGACGACUUGAACGCCCCCGGGGUCAAGGGCGAACUGCAGCAGGUGGAGUCCUGGCUUCAGAACUGGAAUCGCGAAGUCGGUGCCAAGGACGGUGUACACAUUUGGAGCCUACGACGAACGGCAUACAUGUCGAUCGAUAUCCAGAUUCCUGAUCCCAAGGUUGGAAUCGUGCCCAGCGAGGCCCCCUCCUUGCCGAAUACCAGGCCCAGCACUGGUGUUGGGAAUUGA
Messenger RNA from Penicillium manginii, 1248 nucleotides. Its product is annotated as ERF4 family protein. Gene Ontology annotation, biological process: peptidyl-L-cysteine S-palmitoylation; protein targeting to membrane. The record is from RefSeq and is a predicted model, not a curated record. The transcript has 2 exons. Bases 1 to 1248 code for a protein of 415 amino acids. NCBI's taxonomy places the organism in Eukaryota, Fungi, Ascomycota, Eurotiomycetes, Eurotiales, Aspergillaceae. Gene Ontology annotation, cellular component: extrinsic component of endoplasmic reticulum membrane; endoplasmic reticulum palmitoyltransferase complex.